This is a messenger RNA of Closterium sp. Yama58-4, 495 nucleotides long. The record is from the annotation of a GenBank genome assembly. Lineage: Eukaryota; Viridiplantae; Streptophyta; Zygnematophyceae; Desmidiales; Closteriaceae.
AUGCUGGCACGGCGCACAGUGGAAACACUGGACAUAGCAGAGGGAGGCGGGGAGGAGGGGAGCAUGGGGAGGGAGUUGGGAGGAGGACGAGGAGGAGAUGGGCGGAGAGCUCAUGGCCUGUGUGUGGAUGGUGCGAUUGCUGAUGGGAGUAGCAGCAGCAGGAGCAGUGGCAGCAGCAGCGGCAGUGGUGUGUCGAAUCAUCCGUCCACGUUUGUUUCGGCUAAGACUGGCAGAGGCCCUUUCAAGCCGGGGUGGCAGGCACAUAGUACUCCCCUGAUGACAGCCUACAAGGUGGUCACAGUGGACGUGCCUUACUGGGGUUUUGGCUCUCGUCUUGAGAAGUACAUUGCCAAGGUGCUGCAGAGGAGGCUGAGUCUGGAGACGAACCAGGCAGUGGUUUGCUGGAUGGACGAGUGGAUAGGGCUGUCAGAGCAGCAGGUCAGGGCCAUGGAGGAGCACACAUUCGCUCGCAUCAACAAGGUGGGAUGCCUGUGA